AUGCCUAUGACUUGGGAUGCUGACGCCGAUGCCAAGCUAUUCGCAGCUGUGCUUGCAACAUCUGAGGUGAAAAUCAAUAAUGGAGCCGUUGCGGAAAUGAUGGGUCCAGACUGUACGGCAAAGGCCAUCAUUCACCGUAUCGCAAAAAUCAAAGACAUCGCCCGCAGCCUUAGUGAUGGUAGCAGCACGUCAACGACUCCGACCAAGUCUCCUGCCAAGCGAGCCAGAGGAAAGGGCAAAGCGGCCGACGAUGACAAUGAGGCUGGAAAUCCAACUGUGAAGAAAACCAAGACAGCGACUCCACAGGCGAAGGCGAAGGCAAGAGCUCCAGCCGGCUUGAAGGCUGAACCCAUCGAGGGCAGAAUUGUCAAGAAGGAGGAUACACCCGAUGACAGUCAAGAUGGCAAGGAUGAGUCCAGUGACUAG
Molecule: messenger RNA, 426 nt
Organism: Capronia coronata CBS 617.96
Lineage: Eukaryota; Fungi; Ascomycota; Eurotiomycetes; Chaetothyriales; Herpotrichiellaceae
Exons: 3
Coding region: 1-426 (141 amino acids)
Source: RefSeq, a predicted model, not a curated record